Messenger RNA from Australozyma saopauloensis, 1875 nucleotides. RefSeq names its product bifunctional aminopeptidase/epoxide hydrolase (gene LKH1). Gene Ontology annotation, molecular function: metallopeptidase activity; epoxide hydrolase activity; zinc ion binding. The transcript has a single exon. Gene Ontology annotation, biological process: proteolysis. Gene Ontology annotation, cellular component: cytosol. The record is from RefSeq and is a predicted model, not a curated record. Bases 1 to 1875 code for a protein of 624 amino acids. Lineage: Eukaryota; Fungi; Ascomycota; Pichiomycetes; Serinales; Metschnikowiaceae.
AUGUUGUCAGAAAAAGUCAGAAACAUCAUUGCCGAACACCGGCCAAAGAUAUCUCCCGAAAUUGACCCUUCAACCCUCUCCAACUAUACCGCUUUCAACAUUGGUACCGUUUAUCUCAAGUUUGAUGUCGAUUUCGAAAAGAAGAUCGUAGCUGGUGAAGUCCGCUAUGCUUUGGAAAACAUUGGGGAUGCGAAGGAAGUGAUCUUAGAUACUUCGUACUUAUCGAUCCAAAAGACUACCGUGAACGGAAAAGUGGUUGAGUUCUCCGUGCACGAGAGAAAGGGACCCUUGGGAUCGCCCUUAUCAAUCCCGCUAGAUGAGAGCACUCAAAUUGAUUUGGCAAUUGAGUUCGAGACUACAUCGCAAUGUACAGCAUUGCAAUUUUUGGAAAAAGAGGCCACCGAUGGAAAGAAUGCUCCGUACUUGUUUUCCCAGUGCCAGGCCAUCCAUGCUAGAAGUUUGUUCCCGUGCUUCGAUACUCCUUCCGUGAAAACUAAGUACGAGUAUGAGGCUACAUCUGAGCUUCCAGUCAUAAUGAGUGGCCGCCCACAGUCCGUUCAGGGCAAUGUCUAUAAGUUCUCGCAACCAAUUCCUAUUCCUUCUUACUUGGUCGCAAUUGCGUCUGGAGAUAUAGACAAAUUGCCUAUUGGUCCUAGAUCGCAUGUUUACUGUGAGCCAAAGCACUUGGGUGCUUGUCAGCAUGAGUUCAAAGAAGACAUGGAGCCAUUCCUUGUGGCUGCAGAGCAGCUCGUUUUCCCAUACCCCUGGGAUCAAUACGAUGCACUCGUGUUGCCACUGAGUUUUCCCUACGGUGGUAUGGAAAAUCCCAACGCAACAUUCGUGACUCCAACUUUGAUAAGUGGCGACAGACAAAAUGUAGAUGUUAUUGCUCACGAACUUGCUCACUCUUGGUCUGGAAACUUAGUGACAAAUUGCUCUUGGGAGCAUUUUUGGCUUAAUGAAGGCUGGACUGUGUAUUUGGAGAGAAGAAUCCAGGGAUCUAUACACGGAGAACCCACCAGACAUUUCUCUGCAAUUAUCGGCUGGUCUGAUCUUGAAAAUUCUAUCCGUGCCAUGGGUGACUCAGCAAAGAGAUACUCAACUUUGGUGCAAGACUUGAAAGACAGGAGUGACCCUGACGAUGCAUUCUCUACUGUUCCAUAUGAGAAAGGUUUCAACUUGUUAUUCCUUAUUGAGCAAACUGUUGGCGGCAAAGAGUCAUUCGAUGCAUUCAUCCACCACUAUUUCAAGAAAUUUCAGUUCAAAUCCUUGGACACCUACCAGUUCUUGGAUGAAUUGUAUUCCUUUUUCUCUAGCAAAUCAGACCAGCUAGACUCAAUUGAUUGGAAAUCGUGGUUAUACAAACCAGGUAUGCCUCCUACUAAGCCAAAAUUUGACACUUCUAUGGUUGAUGUAUGUUAUUCCUUGGCAGAUAAAUGGUAUCACGCAGUGAAAAAUGAAGAGUCUUCCGACUUCCACAAACUCUUCAAGGCACUGGACAUCGAAUACUUCACAGCCAACCAAUCUGUCGUCUUCUUGGACACCCUUGCCUCUUAUGAAAAGGAUGGCAGCCUCAAGUGGACCUCCAAAGCUUUGAAUGCAUUGAGCGACAUCUACUCGAGCUACUCCAAGAACAACAACGCUGAGGUGUUGUUCCGUUGGUAUGUUGUACAAGUUCAGGGCCGCAACACUGACUUCUACGAUAAAUUAGGUGAGUGGUUGGGAACAGUUGGAAGAAUGAAAUUCGUCAGACCCGGCUAUGUUUUGCUCAACAAAGUUGACUCGAAAUUAGCUGUCGAAUAUUUCCGUAAAUUCGAGAGCCGCUACCAUCCCAUUUGCCAGGCUAUGGUAAAGAAGGACUUGGGAUUGGCAUAA